GAGACAUUUGUCCAUUUGAUUUUCUCUUAUAGUCUGGGAUCCAUGGAAGGGGCAGAAGCUUCUGAUACACCAGCUGAACAAAAAAGAAAUCCAGACGCUUUCCCUGGAGAUUAUGGAAAUGGACCAAUAUCAGGGCAGUUUCCAGCACUGGAAAAGAUCUCUGAACAUACUUUGAGUGCUACAUUAAAGACCAAUAUUAAGAUGGAAGAACAAGGAUUAGGUCUUAUAGUAAUUCAGAAUGGACCAUAUCUUCAGAUGACAAGUCUUGUUGAGAAAGGCUCUGCAGCUAAGAAUGGAAGACUCAAACCAGGUGAUAUUUUGAUUAAAAUUGGACACGCUAACGUUUUAGGAUGGACACUGCGAGAGCUUUGGCAACUUUUGCACAAUAUUCCCAUAGGAACAGUUCUACAGAUCAGGGUUUACAGAGAUUUUGUUGAAGUACCUCAGUGCUGGCAAAAUGCACUUGAAUUAGUUCCUGAAGUAAAGCCUCGUGUGAAGACAGACAUUUCAAGUAAAGACAGUGAGACAAAAGACGACACAUGGACAAGUAGUGAUGAUUAUGAAGACGUAGACUCGGACAGAAGUUUUAGAUACAAAACUACACAAUCAUUUUGUUAUGAUUCUACCAAAGAAUUGCCAUCAAUAUCAAAAACGUGGCAUGCAUUUAAAAGAAAAAAACACACAUUUACUGUAGGUGCUGACAUUGGAUGUGAUAUUAUAAUUCAUAAAGAUUUUGAUGCAUGGUAUAGUUCUGACUUUGCUACUGAUGGCAUUAGAUCUUCAUACUGGACUAUGGAAACACAUGACAGUGAAUCAUCAUCAUCAUCCUCUUCCUCUAUAUCAGAUGCAUUUUGGCUUGAAGAGUUUGCCAGUAUUUUGGAAUAA
This is a messenger RNA of Gopherus flavomarginatus (Mexican gopher tortoise), 885 nucleotides long. It is a transcript of the gene PDZD9, whose product is annotated as PDZ domain containing 9. Lineage: Eukaryota; Metazoa; Chordata; Testudines; Testudinidae. The record is from RefSeq and is a predicted model, not a curated record. Bases 43 to 885 code for a protein of 280 amino acids. Gene Ontology annotation, molecular function: protein binding. The transcript has 5 exons.